AUGAGGAUCCAGCGGCACUUUGUGUUGGGUCUGCUCGGUGUGCUCUCUGUGGCCAUCGGUGGCAGCCAAUCGAAGGCUGUCGUGGACCAGCAGCCUGCCGCUUCCCAGGUGGACAGCAAGAGCGUCGCCCAGCAGAGGAUCGAUCUCGGGGGAUUGGGUGAUUCUCUGUUCCACGAGCAUCACAUUCACGAGCACGUUGAACACCAUGAACAUCACCACGAUCCCGGAUACUGGAAGAAGAAGGUGACCUGGAAGGAGGGCUGGAAGAAGGUCUGGAAUCCGGCCAAGAAGCAGAUCUGGAAUCCUUCGUGGAAGAAGAUCUGGAAGCCUCAUUGGGUCAAAGUGCCCGGCUGGAAGGAGAUCCAGGUUCCUGCCUGGAAGCAAAUUUGGGUUCCCCACUGGAAAGAGAUCCUAGUGCCCGCCUGGAAGGACAUCCAAGUACCUGAUUACAAGCAGAUUUGGACACCAGAGCUGGUCAAGGUUGGCAUUCCCGGCGAAAAAUAUCUGGGCAAGGAUCAUGAAGGUUGGGAGUACACUAGCCAUGACUUGUGGAAGAAGAAAGUGGUCUGGAAGUCGCAUUGGAAGAAGAUCUGGAAGCCAGCCAAGAAGCAAAUCUGGGUGCCCGAAAAGAAGCUGGAGUGGAAGGAGGCAUGGAAGCAGUACUGGAAACCGGCCAAGAAGGAAAUCUGGACUGACAAAUUGGAAUGGAAGGAGGCUUGGAAGCAAAUCUGGGUGCCCGGCUGGAAGGAGAUCUGGGUACCUGGCUGGAAAAAGAUCUGGAAGCCCGUGGUCAUCUCCGAAUGGUUCCCAUCGCCCGAUCACCAUCACCAUCACCAUGAGCACCACGAACAUGGCUGGGAUUGGGAUCGCAAGGAUACGGCUACCGCUGGCUCUGCUCCCGCUCCCGCAACAUCGGCCCUAAAGAAUAAGGUGGUGUGGAAACGAGAUGACACCAAUGCUGCCGGAAAGCCCACGCUUCUACAGCCUGUGGCCAGUGCCGACUUCCAGGCCAAGGCCCUGGAGGCAGCCAGGUCACCGGUGGCCGUUCCCGCCGCUGCCUCGGUGGCAGCCACCUCGCAGUCAUUCAAGUUUCCCGGCGCGUAG
Molecule: messenger RNA, 1104 nt
Organism: Drosophila serrata
Lineage: Eukaryota; Metazoa; Arthropoda; Insecta; Diptera; Drosophilidae
Source: RefSeq, a predicted model, not a curated record